UGAGUUACCAGUUCGUGUAUUGGCAUCACAAGGUCGCGGCGUGACAGUGGUAUAGUGGGUACCUAAUACCACAUCAGUCAGGAGCCACACGAGAGCAAGGAAGCAAGAUCACUUCUCGUUCAUACUCAGAAAAUAUCCCCUUCUCUGCUUAGGAUGCUGACCCGCCUGACGCGCCAAGUGCAGGACGUCGCAGCCUGUGGUCGGCGCCUCACGAGAACCUUUACUUCGUCAUACCCUAAGCCCUACGUCGUCCCCGAGGGCAAUGCAGGAAGAAAUAGGGCAGCGCGCUUGGAACUGGCAGCAGCUUACCGAGGCCUAGAGCUCUUAGGCCUAAACGAGGGCGUCUCGAACCACCUGAGUGCCAUGGCUCCUCGACAGAGCGGCGAAGGAGAGGUCAUGCUCGUGUUUCGCGAAGGACUCCACUGGAAGGAGGUGACAGCGAGCAACCUGCUGGGCCUCGACAUGUCAGCGAAGACGGUGGAGGGAGAAGGGUCACCUGACGUCACGGCUUCGAGCAUCCACCUGGCUGUGCACCAGAAGCGGCCGGACAUCAGGGUCGUGAUGCACACACACCAGCCUUAUGUCUCCGCCCUUGCCGCGCUCGAAGACUGCGAGCUGCGAAUGGUCCACCAGAACUCCAUAAGGUUUUGGAACCGAGUGGCUUACGACGUCGAGUACGGUGGCGUGGCCUUUUCUUUCGAGGAGGGAGAGAGGCUCGCGAAGGUCCUAGGAGACAAGGACGUGCUGAUCAUGGGAAAUCAUGGCGUCAUGGUGGUCGCUCCUACCAUUUCCAUGGCCUUCGAGAUGCUGUACUUCCUCGAACGCGCAGCUAUGGUGCAGGUGAUGGCCUUUUCCACCCAGCGCCCUUUAAAAGAAAUUCCCGAAGAAGUGAUUAAGUCCGUAGCCCCCGAGUACAUGAAACGCGCGCAGAACUAUGCAGACACUCUCUACUACGCCGUCUUCCGCGAACUCCAACGAACGCAGCCGGAUUUCGAGAAGUAGUUUGACGGGGGAGAAAAGGGCAGAGCGAAGAUAGGAAGAGGUGGAGGAAGAUAGAAGAAAUGGAAGCAAUGAUAGAAAUGAAGAUGAAGAAUAUCUGGAAGACUGCAAGAGACAGAGGAAACGAAUACAAGGAGAUAGAGUAGAUUUUUGUACCUGGUGUUUUGAAGCAGAAAUCUCUCGGUUACUGAAAUAAGGCUAUUAAAAAAUUCCAUAAAUUCA
Penaeus vannamei (Pacific white shrimp) is the source of this 1221-nucleotide messenger RNA. RefSeq names its product putative aldolase class 2 protein PA3430. Gene Ontology annotation, molecular function: actin filament binding. Lineage: Eukaryota; Metazoa; Arthropoda; Malacostraca; Decapoda; Penaeidae. The record is from RefSeq and is a predicted model, not a curated record. Gene Ontology annotation, cellular component: cytoskeleton.